Messenger RNA from Owenia fusiformis, 8519 nucleotides. NCBI's taxonomy places the organism in Eukaryota, Metazoa, Annelida, Polychaeta, Sabellida, Oweniidae. The record is from the annotation of a GenBank genome assembly.
AUGUUGUCCACGGUGUUUCUACUAUGCCUCAUUGCAGUAACUGCAAAUGCCGGUGUGGUGGAAUCCCCGGAUGUUGAUAUGGGCUUCGACGUCCCCGAUGUUAUCGAUGCUGUUGGGGAUCAAUUGUCACCAGCCGAGUGGAUUCCAAACUGCGAGAAGCACCAUUUCGGACCAUCAUGCGAAGUUUACUGCAAACCUGUCGAUGACAAGAAGUUAGGUCACUACCUAUGUCAUCCAAUCACCGGAGAAAAGGUAUGUCGAAAUGGCUUUGCGGAACCGGAAACAAACUGUACUGUUCAGGUUCCUAUAAAGCAGAACUGUCCUAUAAGUGGUGAUUGUAUAAAUGGUACAUGUGUGAACCAACGAUGUGUGUGCAACCCGGGCUGGACUGGAAUGUAUUGUGAAGAAAUCAUUCUUGGUUGUUCCGGUGGUAAUCCUUGUCUAAAUGGUGGAGUAUGUCGAAACACAAAUGUUGGCAACAGAUACCAAUGCUUUUGUCAGCCCGACUGGACCGGUACAAACUGUGAGAUACCUAUCAACAGAUGUCCUCCAAACUAUUAUGGUCCGGGAUGUAGUGUAUAUUGCAUGGAAAGGAACGAUUGCAUUAGUGGCUUUUACACAUGUGAUCCUUCAAGCGGAGCUAAAAUUUGCCGUAGUGGAUGGACUAGACCUGACUUAGACUGCAAGGUAAAGAUCAUACCAAAACCUAAUGACCCAGAAUGCCCAAGAGAUGGCGUUUGUCAAAGAGGAAGCUGCUUUGCUGGAAGGUGCUGUUGCGAAAGUGGUUGGACCGGAAGACUUUGCGACUGUAGAAUAUUGGUGUGUGAUAGUCAGCCUUGCAGAAAUGGGGGAACAUGUAGAGAUCUGAUAGACAGUUACCAGUGCAUCUGUCCACCAACUCACACCGGUCUGAACUGUGAGACAGAAAUUCCGAGAUGCCCUCCAAAUUACUAUAAUCCUCCAGCUUGCAACGUGUUCUGUCUUGCGGCAGACGAUUGUGAAAGAGGCCAUUAUACAUGUGAUCCCAACACAGGAGCAAAGGUAUGUCUUCCUGGAUAUGCAGUUCCUGAAAAUGAUUGUAAAAUAAAAACACUCCCUCCACCAAAUGAUCCAGACUGCCCAAUUGACUCUCCCUGUGUUUAUGGAAGAUGCUGGAGACGGUCGUGUUGUUGUAAUGAACAUUACACGGGUGUUAGAUGUGAAACAUUUAUUGAUUACUGCGUCAGUCGUCCAUGCCAAAAUGGUGGAACUUGCAAUCCCAUUGUUGGAGGGUUUACGUGUACAUGUCCAAGAGACUACACAGGAAGAUGGUGUGAAACAUAUAAUCCGCAAUGCCCUCCAAAUUACUACAAUCCACCUGCUUGCAAUGUGUACUGUCUUGCCGCGGAUGAUUGUGAUAGAGGGCAUUAUACUUGUGAUCCAAACACAGGGGCGAAGGUUUGUUUACCUGGAUAUGCUGUACCUGAAAACGAUUGUAAAAUAAAAACACUACCUCCACCAAAUGAUCCAGAUUGCCCGAUUGAUUCUCCCUGCGUCUAUGGGAGAUGCUACAGACGAGCGUGUUGCUGUAAUGAACAUUACACUGGUGUGAGAUGCGAGACUUUUAUAGACUAUUGUAUCAGCCAACCUUGUUUGAAUGGAGGCACGUGCAAUCCAAUGGUCGGUGGUUACACAUGCAUAUGUUUGAGGGACUACACUGGUACUCAUUGCGAAACAUAUGCUCCACAAUGUCCUCCAAAUUAUUACAAUCCCCCUGCUUGCAAUGUUUACUGUCUUGCUGCGGAUGAUUGUGACAGAGGCCAUUAUACAUGUGAUCCCAACACAGGAGCGAAGGUUUGUCUUCCUGGAUAUGCAGUGCCUGAAAAUGACUGCAAAGUAAAAACACUCCCUCCACCAAAUGAUCCAGAUUGCCCAAUUGACUCUCCAUGUGUUUAUGGAAGAUGCUACAGACGAGGGUGUUGUUGUAAUGAACAUUACACUGGUGUAAGAUGCGAGACUUUUAUAGACUAUUGUGUCAGCCAACCUUGUUUGAAUGGAGGCACGUGCAAUCCACUUGUAGGUGGGUACACAUGCACUUGCUUGAGGGACUACACGGGUACACAUUGUGAAACAUAUGAUCCGCAAUGUCCUCCAAAUUAUUACAAUCCACCUGCUUGCAAUGUGUAUUGUCUUGCAGCAGAUGAUUGUGAUAGAGGGCAUUAUACAUGUGAUCCCAACACAGGGGCAAAGGUGUGUCUUCCUGGAUAUGCAGUUCCAGAAAAUGAUUGUAAACUCAAAACAAUUCCUCCACCAAAUGAUCCAGAUUGCCCAACUGACUCUCCUUGUGUUUAUGGAAGAUGCUACAGACAGUCGUGUUGCUGCAAUGAACAUUACACUGGUCGAAGAUGUGAAACAUUUAUUGACUAUUGCGUAAGCCGACCUUGUCAAAAUGGAGGCACAUGUAAUCCAAUGGUAGGUGGGUACACAUGCACUUGCUUGAGGGACUACACUGGUACUCAUUGCGAAACAUAUGAUCCGCAAUGCCCUCCAAAUUACUACAAUCCACCUGCUUGCAAUGUUUACUGUCUUGCUGCGGAUGAUUGUGACAGAGGCCAUUAUACAUGUGAUCCCAACACAGGAGCGAAAGUUUGCCUACCUGGGUAUGCUAUACCUGAAAACGAUUGUAAAAUCAAAACUCUUCCACCUCCAUCGGAUCCAGAUUGUCCAACUGAUUCUCCAUGUAUUUAUGGAAGGUGCUACAGACGGGCAUGUUGCUGUAAUGAACAUUACACAGGUGUUAGAUGUGAAACCUUUAUAGAUUAUUGCGUCAGUCGUCCAUGCCAAAAUGGUGGAACUUGCAAUCCCAUUGUUGGAGGGUUUACAUGUACAUGUCCAAGAGACUACACAGGGAGAUGGUGUGAAACAUAUGAUCCCCAGUGUCCUCCGAAUUAUUACAAUCCACCUGCUUGCAACGUGUACUGCCUUGCAGCAGAUGAUUGUGAUAGGGGGCAUUAUACAUGUGAUCCAAACACGGGGGCGAAGGUUUGUCUUCCAGGGUAUGCAGUUCCUGAAAAUGAUUGUAAACUCAAAACAGUUCCCCCGCCAACUGAUCCAGAUUGCCCAACUGAUACUCCUUGUGUUUAUGGAAGAUGCUACAGACGAGCAUGUUGCUGUAAUGAACAUUACACUGGUGUAAGAUGUGAAACAUUUAUUGACUAUUGCGUAAGCCGACCUUGUCAAAAUGGAGGCACAUGUAAUCCAAUGGUAGGUGGGUAUACAUGCACUUGCUUGAGGGACUAUACUGGUACUCAUUGCGAAACAUAUGAUCCACAAUGUCCUCCAAAUUAUUACAAUCCCCCUGCAUGUAAUGUGUACUGUCUUGCCGCAGAUGAUUGUGAUAGAGGGCAUUAUACAUGUGAUCCAAACACAGGGGCGAAGGUUUGUCUACCUGGAUAUGCAGUACCUGAAAAUGACUGCAAAGUAAAAACACUACCUCCACCGAAUGAUCCAGAUUGUCCAACUGACUCUCCUUGUGUUUAUGGAAGAUGCUACAGACGAGCGUGUUGCUGUAAUGAACAUUACACUGGUGUAAGAUGCGAGACCUUUAUAGACUAUUGUGUCAGCCAACCUUGUUUGAAUGGAGGCACGUGUAAUCCAAUGGUAGGUGGUUACACAUGCAUAUGUUUGAGGGACUACACUGGUACACAUUGUGAAACAUAUGAUCCGCAAUGUCCUCCAAAUUACUACAACCCACCAGCUUGCAAUGUGUACUGCCUUGCUGCAGAUGACUGUGAUAGAGGGCAUUAUACUUGUGAUCCCAACACGGGAGCGAAGGUUUGUUUACCUGGAUAUGCUGUGCCUGAAAACGAUUGUAAACUCAAAACUCUUCCACCUCCGUCGGAUCCAGAUUGUCCAACUGACUCGCCGUGUCUAUAUGGAAGAUGCUACAGACGUGGAUGUUGUUGCAACGAGCACUACACUGGCACUAGAUGUGAAACGUUCAUCAACUACUGUACAAGUCAACCAUGUUUAAAUGGCGGAACGUGCAACCCUAUCGUUGGUGGUUACACAUGUACAUGUUUGAGGGACUACACAGGCACUCAUUGUGAAACAUAUGACCCGCAAUGUCCCCCAAAUUACUACAAUCCACCUGCUUGCAAUGUAUACUGUCUUGCCGCAGAUGAUUGUGAUAGAGGCCAUUAUACUUGCGACCCAAACACAGGAGCCAAGGUUUGUUUACCUGGAUAUGCAGUACCUGAAAAUGAUUGUAAACUCAAAACUAUUCCUCCACCAACUGAUCCAGAUUGCCCAACUGACUCUCCAUGUGUUUAUGGAAGAUGCUACAGACAGUCGUGUUGCUGUAAUGAACAUUACACUGGUGUAAGAUGUGAAACAUUUAUUGACUAUUGUGUAAGUCAGCCUUGUCAAAAUGGAGGUACGUGUAAUCCAAUGGUAGGUGGAUACACAUGCACUUGCUUAAGGGACUACACGGGUACACAUUGUGAAACAUAUGAUCCGCAAUGUCCUCCCAAUUACUACAACCCACCAGCGUGUAAUGUGUACUGUUUUGCUGCAGAUGAUUGUGACAGAGGCCAUUAUACAUGUGAUCCAAACACAGGAGCGAAGGUUUGUCUACCUGGGUAUGCAGUUCCUGAAAAUGAUUGUAAAGUAAAAACAAUCCCUCCACCAACUGAUCCAGAUUGUCCAACUGACUCUCCAUGUGUUUAUGGAAGAUGCUACAGACGAGCAUGUUGCUGUAAUGAACAUUACACUGGAGUUAGAUGUGAAACAUUUAUAGAUUAUUGUGUCAGUCGUCCAUGCCAAAAUGGUGGGACUUGCAAUCCCACUGUUGGAGGGUUUACGUGUACAUGUCCAAGAGACUACACAGGGAGAUGGUGUGAAACAUAUGAUCCGCAAUGUCCUCCCAAUUACUACAACCCACCAGCUUGCAAUGUUUACUGUCUUGCUGCAGAUGAUUGUGACAGAGGCCAUUAUACAUGUGAUCCAAACACAGGGGCGAAGGUUUGUCUUCCUGGAUAUGCAGUUCCUGAAAAUGACUGCAAAGUAAAAACACUCCCUCCACCAAAUGAUCCAGAUUGCCCAACUGACUCUCCAUGUAUUUAUGGGAGAUGCUAUAGACGAACGUGUUGCUGCAAUACACAUUACACUGGUGCAAGAUGUGGAACAUUUAUAGACUAUUGCGUAAGCCGACCUUGUCAAAAUGGAGGUACAUGUAGUCCAACGGUCGGUGGGUACACAUGCAUCUGCUUGAGGGACUACACUGGUACUCAUUGCGAAACAUAUGAUCCGCAAUGUCCACCAAAUUACUACAACCCACCGGCUUGCAAUGUGUACUGUCUUGCAGCCGAUGAUUGUGAGAGAGGUCAUUAUACCUGUAACCCAUUCACUGGAGCCAAGGAGUGCUUGCCGGGGUACACCAACCCCGAUGUGGAUUGUAAAAUAAAGACCAUCCCUCCACCAGCUGACCCCGAUUGCCCAAGAGACUCUCCUUGUUUGUAUGGUAGAUGCUAUAAAGGUAAUUGUUGCUGUGAUGAACAUUACACUGGACGUCGAUGUGAAACGUUUAUUGAUUAUUGCGCAAGUCAACCCUGUCUUAAUGGUGGAACAUGUACACCACGAAUAGGAGGCUAUACAUGUAGCUGUUGCCAGAACUUUGAAGGAACGAACUGUGAGAGAUACGUACAAAGAUGUCCACCUAAUUAUUAUGGUCAACGUUGCGAACGUUAUUGUCUUCCUCAGAAUGAUUGUGAUGGUCACUUCACAUGUGAUUGUCAGACAGGCAAUAAGGUGUGCCUUGAUGGCUGGAUGAGACCAGAAGCUAACUGCACAGUAAAGGAGACCCCGCCUAGUUCUGAUAGAGAAUGCCCUGACAGAGGUGUAUGUCUCAACGGAGGAGCAUGCUUUCAGAAAACAUGUUGCUGUCCUAGAAACUUUAGAGGAGAAUUAUGUGAGAUACAAAAUAUGCCUUGUGAAAGAAAUAGGUGUAUGAAUGGAGGGACGUGUGUAAACCUCUCUCCAGGAUUUGAUGGAGAUUUCCGAUGCAUAUGUCCUCCUCAGUGGACUGGCUUAUUAUGCGAUACAACCUGGAAUGGAUGUCCACCAAAUUAUUUCAACCCACCUGCAUGUAAUGUUUUCUGUAGGGAAGCUGAUAGCUGUAGUGAAGGCCACUACACUUGUGGUCCAGAUGGCAGUAAGAUCUGUAGAGAACACUGGGAAUGCGUGGCAAGUGACUGUAGAACAAGAUACUGGCCGAAAUGGAACGAUACCGAAUGCCCACCAAUUGGCCCAAAUGGAGAAAUGUGUCGCUAUGGGGAAUGUCAUAGACAGACAUGCUGUUGUCAUUAUGGGUGGACUGGACCAUAUUGUGAUAUAUUUAAUCCUGCAACACCAUUGCCACCUCGUUAUUCCAAUGAUACCAACGUUAAUGAGACAACAACAAAUGAAACUGGUAGAAUAAAACGUGACAUUGAGAGUGAAUUUUUCAAAGUUGAAUCACAAGAUUCAUGUAGCCCUAGAGAUAACUGCGCUGAAGGUCACUAUAUAUGUAAUGGCGGGACUAAAAUCUGUCGAGAUGGCUGGGCUGACGUAAGCACCAACUGUACAGUUCGUGCCGUUUCACCUGCUGCCGACCCAGAAUGUCCAGAUUCCGGCCAGUGCGAUAUGGGUUCCUGUUUUGCGAAGUCUUGUUGCUGUAUGCUAGGAUAUACAGGGGAUCUUUGUCAGGAACAGAUGAACCCAUGUGGAAGUAAUCCAUGCGCCAAUGGAGGAACAUGUAGCCGGGAUGGUCCUUUCAAUUACAAAUGUGAUUGCACAUCAUUUUACACUGGGAACAAUUGUGAAACUAGGAUGCGUUGUGAAAGGCAUAAAUAUGGUCCAAACUGUGAUGUGCAUUGUAAACCAGAGAACUCUUGUGCUGGUCAUUACAGAUGUGAUCAAAACACAGGGGCUAAGAUCUGUCUUGAUGGUUAUAGAAAUCCAGAUCAAAAUUGCAUUGACAAAAUCAAUGAGGAUCAUACAGACUGUCCAACAGUCGGUUGCGAUACGCGAAAUUCUCAUUGUUUUAAUAACCAGUGCUGUUGUAAUCCAGGUUUCAAAGGAGAAGGAUGUAACAUUGUCAAACUUCCAUGCGAAGAUGUGAAAUGUGAUAACAUAACAGGCGUUUUCUGUCGAAAUGAAGAUGGAAAAGGACUGUGCUGUCGCAAUGCCAAUAAUAGUCGGGAUUGUAUUGAUCCAUCGAGCAACAUGACGACUGCAGUACCCACAACAUCAACUGUCGUAACAUUACAAUCAAGUCGAAUAACCAGUCCUUCUACGGCGAGAACAACAACCAGGUUAGUUUGCCGAGAUGGGUAUUAUGGUCCAACCUGUUCUGUGAGAUGUAAAGCAGAUGAGAGUAGUUGUGAACGCGGGCACUACACCUGCCAUCCUACAACUGGAGAGAAGUUGUGUGAACAAAAUUGGGGACCUCCAAAUAACUGCACAGUAAAAUCACCAAACAUUGCAAACGACCCUGAAUGUCCAGAUGCUGGGAAUUGUAGAAAUGAUGGAAUAUGUUUCAAGAAGACAUGUUGCUGUCGUAGAAACUAUAGAGGUGAUCUGUGUGAAACGUAUGUUCUCCCAUGUGACAGACCAAACGCUGUUGUCUGUCAGAACGGAGGGACGUGUAGGAACGAUGCUGAUACCUCUAGUUGUGUUUGUCCUGAUGGUUUCACGGGAAGAUUAUGUGAAAACAGAAUUAUUCCGGGUUCAAGUACGGCGCUUCCAACAACUAAGACGCCUACUAAAGCAACUCCCGCGCCACGUAAAGCGGAUCCAGUUUGGAGAAAAUGGUGGUUCUGGGUGGCUAUAUUUGGUGGACUCCUCGUCCUUGUUCUCCUUGUGCUUUUGAUAGCCUUAUGCUGCAGUAUGAAAAGGAGAAGUGGAAAAGACCUAGAGAAACAGAAGUUUGAAGUUACACGAAGCAACAAAUAUGAUUCUGAGCAUUUUAGUGAACCAGCGGACUACAAAUAUGGUUUUAAUAAAGGACCCAGAACCAUUUCAGGCGUUGUAAGACACUAACAAAAUAUUAAUACUAAAUAGGACGAUACGGAAAACGAACAGCAUGUGACAACGGAUAUGAAUCUGGACUCAUAGUUAGCUUGUAGAAUAUUUAUUUCAGCCGUGAAUGCAAAGUCAGAAUACUCUUCUUGGUGAAUAUCGAGUUCACUCACUUCAUAACUUCAUAUUGUGCAAUAUAAUAUUGUUCUUUGACUUUCGGCUCGUGUAUUUUCGUGUAUUUUAGAGCAUGUAGAAAUGUGCAUAUAUUUGCAUGACGAAUCUCUUAGAUUUCUUUAGUACUAGCAUGACAUGCACACAAGUCAUUUUGGUCAUUUCACUAUUAGUACCCAAAGGUUUAAAACUGACGUAUUCUAUGAAUGUGUUCAUAAUUUAUGUAUUACUUCGACACUGUGUGUCAUCUUGGGUAUGUAUUUUAGAAAUAAAGAGGUUAUAUGAUUGCAAGAAAAUAUUUUGAUAUUUUG